Grammomys surdaster is the source of this 1258-nucleotide messenger RNA. RefSeq names its product interleukin 12A (gene Il12a). The record is from RefSeq and is a predicted model, not a curated record. The coding region runs from base 122 to 769 and encodes 215 amino acids. Gene Ontology annotation, biological process: immune response. Gene Ontology annotation, molecular function: growth factor activity; interleukin-12 receptor binding. Gene Ontology annotation, cellular component: extracellular region. The transcript is spliced from 7 exons. Lineage: Eukaryota; Metazoa; Chordata; Mammalia; Rodentia; Muridae.
GACACAGUCCUGGGAAAGUCCUGCCGGCUAUCCAGACAAUUAUAAAAAUGUGUCCCCCAGGGUCAGUGUUCCAACCGCCUCACCCUCGGCAUCCAGCUGCUCCUCUCAGUGCCGGUCCAGCAUGUGUCAAUCACGCUACCUCCUCCUUUUGGCUACCCUUGUCCUCCUAAACCACCUCAGUUUGGCCAGGGUCAUACCUGUCUCUGGACCUGCCAAGUGUCUUAGCCAGUCCCAAAACCUGCUGAAGACUGCGGAUGACAUGGUGAAGACGGCCAGAGAAAAACUGAAACACUAUUCCUGCACUGCUGAAGACAUCGAUCAUGAAGACAUCACAAGGGACAAAACCAGCACACGGGAGGCCUGUUUACCACUGGAACUGCACAAGAACAAGAGUUGCCUGGCCACUAGAGAGACUUCUUCCAUAAUAAGAGGGAGCUGCCUGCCCCCACAAAAGACUUCUUUGAUGAUGACCCUGUGCCUUGGUAGCAUCUAUGAGGACUUGAAGAUGUACCAGUCCGAGUUCCAGGCCAUAAAUGCAGCACUUCAGAAUCAGAAUCAUCAGCAGAUAGUACUGGACAAAAACAUGCUGAUUGCUAUUGAUGAGCUGGUGCGGUCUCUGAAUCACAACGGGGAGACUCUGCUCCAGAAACCUGCCGUGGGAGAAGCAGAUCCUUACAGGGUGAAAAUGAAACUCUGCAUUCUCCUCCACGCCUUCAGCACUCGAGUCAUGACUAUCAACAGGGUGAUGAGCUAUCUGAGCUCCUCCUGAAAGGCUCAGAGCCCUCCCCCACAGCGCCCUCCUCCCAAAAAUAGGUUAGUAAGAGGCGGGUUAAGAAUCAGGAGUUCUUGGUCUGGUUGACCUUCAGCUUCCACAGGAAUCUCUUCUCCUGUCACAUUCCUCAAAGGUGGCACAGCUACCUCAGCAUGGUCCUCUCCAGCAUGUCUCUCACAAUUACUAUACAAGUUGUUUGUAAGUUUUUAUCAAAAUAUUGUUAAGGGGAGAAUAUGUCCUCCCUUAAAGUGUCAGCAGAAGAGCAAGAACUGAUAAGCUAUUAUUUUUGUGCCAAAGUGUUUUUGAAAACACUCAGUCACCCCUUAUUUAAAAUAUUUAUUGUUAUAUUUUAUACUCAUGAAAGUAUAUGAGCCUAUUUAUAUUUAUUUAUUUUCUAUUUAUUAUAAUAUUUCUUAUUAUGAAUUUGAAACAUUUUGAAACAUACCUUAUUUUGUGGUUCUAAUAAAGUAAUGCAAGCACUUCACA